AUGGAAUAUAAUACAACAUCCAAAGAGACUUGGAACUCAGUCAAUGAAAGCUAUCCCACAGGAAGUCGAGGAAUAUAUACAGGAUACAAUAUAAAACUUUCUCUCAGUAUCACCAUUGGUGUUGUCUGCAUAUUUGGACUUGUGGGGAAUGGAACUGUCAUCUGGCUUCUUGGCUUCCGCAUUAAGAGGAAUCCUUUCACCACCUAUAUCCUGAACUUGUCUGUGGCUGACUUUGGACUCCUCAUAUCAUUGCCGUGGAUGUCUUUAGUUCCAAUGUUCUUUACUUAUGAUUUCAUUAUUAUUUAUAAUAUAUUUUUCACAGUCUUUUAUAGUAUUGGUCAACUUUUACUGACAGCCAUCAGUGUGGACAGGUGUGUGUCUGUCCUCUUCCCAAUUUGGUAUCGAUGCCACCGGCCACCACGAUUGUCCACCUUUGUCUGUGCGUUCAUAUGGGUCCUCUCUUCUGUAUUUAAUGGAAUUCCCACCAUUCUCAAUUUGUCUGGGAAUAUGCGUUUUCUCUCCAUCUAUUUUCAACUUCUUAUAAAUGCCUCUCUCUGCCUUCCACUCAUUACCAUCUCUACUUUGAUACUGUUCAUCAGAGUCUGCUUUAAAUCACGACAACAUAGGCGGGCAAGAAUCUUGAUGGUCGUCCUUCUUACCCUCCUCUUUUAUCUCUUCUUUGCUUUUCCAUUAAAUGCUGUUUUCUUAAUUACUUAUCAUUCACCUUUGGACAUAUUCAGGUAUUUGUGGGAAUGCAUGUUUUUAACUACCUCCUUAAACAGCAGUGUUAAUCCAUUCAUUUAUUUCUUUAUUGGGAAAAAGAAGAGGAGUCACUCUAGGGAAAGUGUGAAGGUCAUACUUCAGAGGGUUUUCAAGGAGGAAGAAGCCCCUGAAGCAGAAGAGGAACCACCAUUAGAAAACCAGUUAUGA
Hemicordylus capensis (graceful crag lizard) is the source of this 930-nucleotide messenger RNA. Its product is annotated as mas-related G-protein coupled receptor member H-like. The transcript has a single exon. Gene Ontology annotation, biological process: G protein-coupled receptor signaling pathway. Gene Ontology annotation, cellular component: membrane. Bases 1 to 930 code for a protein of 309 amino acids. The record is from RefSeq and is a predicted model, not a curated record. Gene Ontology annotation, molecular function: G protein-coupled receptor activity. Lineage: Eukaryota; Metazoa; Chordata; Lepidosauria; Squamata; Cordylidae.